Molecule: messenger RNA, 324 nt
Organism: Suillus subaureus
Lineage: Eukaryota; Fungi; Basidiomycota; Agaricomycetes; Boletales; Suillaceae
Exons: 1
Source: RefSeq, a predicted model, not a curated record
CAUGCUCACAAUGUAUUGGCACUAGCCAAAGAAUUGGAACUUCCCCAUUUUCCUGAUUUGAUUCACCAGUUUAUUUUUGAGCAGAUGUGCAGGCCAGACAAUGACCAAGAUCCAGCAGAAAUUCCCCUUGCUGGCUGUCCUAGGUUUGCAGGGAAAAUCUCCAUCUUUAACUCUGCAUCUUCAAGGUUCUAUGUACCAAGUGACAUUAGUGGAAUUGGAGGCAUGCAUGUUGAACAUAUCUGUGCAUGCCCUUUGUGGCAGAACGAAGCUCCACACAACGACUGCAUUUUCAUCAACAUGGGAUCCAGUACAGAAGGCAUCUGA